CUUCUCUUUUCCCCUCCACUUCUCUCUAUAUGUUGAGAUUUGCGCGCCGUUACGCGACAGGGGUCGAUGCCCACAAAUACUCCUCAACGCUUCGUUUACCCACGACCACCUUCCCUUCCAAGCCAGACACCAUCACUUACAUCCCCCAGUGCUCCACGGAGUUGUACGAGUGGCAGGAACGGCUCCCGAUCGAGCCAGACGGGUCAAACCUCUUUGUGUUUCACGAUGGGCCGCCGUAUGCGAACGGGGAUCUUCAUCUCGGUCACUCUCUUAACAAGGUGCUCAAGGACACGAUCAACCGGUGGCAGUUGAUGCGCUACAACAAACGCGUGUUUUACCGCGCGGGCUGGGAUUGCCACGGAUUACCGAUCGAGAUGAAGGCACUCGAAGCGCUCAAGAAACGCAAGGUGAAGGCAUCGGACAUGACAGCUGUGCAGAUCCGUCACCACUGCGAACAGCUCGCGCGCGCAACCAUUGAGGUCCAGAAGGCACAGUUCCAGCAGUUAGGGAUCAUGGCAGAUUUUAAGACUCCAUACAUCACACUAAACCCGGGGUAUGAGGCGGACCAGUUGGAUAUUUUCGCCCUGUUAUAUGAAAAGGGCUUGGUUUCACGCCAGGAGAAGCCCGUGUUCUGGAGUUGCGAGACCCACACGGCGCUAGCCGAGGGUGAGCUCGAAUACAACGAGGCCCACAAGUCUAAGACGACGUACCUCGUAUUUCCGAUUAAAAAAGUUACGCCAGAGUUGCAAGCGGUGUUGGAAAAGCACCAGAUCCCACAGGAAACGCUCAGCGCGUUGAUAUGGACGUCAACACCAUGGACAAUAGCCGCAAACCAGGCUAUUUGUGUUAAUGCCAACUUCGAUUACGGUAUUGUGAGAACCCUUCGGGGUAAUUUAAUUGUUGCCAAGGCGCUUAUCGAGCAGGUUGCAGAGCUUUCUUCCGACACCUCCAUCUUAGACAUUACCAUUCCGGGUACUGCGUUGGUCGCUGCCACCUACACCAACCCCAUCAUUCUUUCCAGCGAGUUUCCCAUCCUUCACGGUGAACACGUAACCGACUCUACCGGUACUGGCUUGGUUCAUACGGCGCCAGGUCACGGUAAUGACGACUACUUCGUCGGGCUAGCUAACAGCCUCCCUAUCCACUCACCAGUGAACAACUACGGGCAGUACACGGCUGCACUUCCUGCAGGUUUUGAGCCGCUCUUAGGACUCAAGGUCUUGAAGGAGGGUACCGCCAAGAUGCUCGAGAUGCUAGAAGAAGCCAAGAUGGUCUACCAUCGCAAUGACGGGUAUGUCCAUUCCUACCCGUACGAUUGGAGAUCAAAACAGCCCAUCAUCAUCCGAGCUACCCCGCAAUGGUUCAUCAAUGUGGAUCGAAUCAAAGAUCAAGCGAUGCGUGCAUUGGAACACGUGGAGUUCAAACCGCCUCAUGCGCGCAAACGCUUACAGGCCUUUGUGGGCAACCGAGCGGAAUGGUGCAUUUCACGCCAGCGCUCGUGGGGUGUUCCGCUCCCGAUGGUGUACCACAAGUCCACCGGGGCGCCGCUCUUGGAGCUCGAGGUGGUUAAGUACACAAUUGAGCAGAUCAAGAAACUCGGGACGAACGAGUGGUUUGCUGAAGAUUCCAUGAAGCGUUGGCUUCCAGAGCAUCUCCAUCCAGAAGCGGACGAUUACUUUAAGGGGAAGGACACUAUGGACGUGUGGUUCGACUCGGGGUCGUCGUGGAAGGUUGUAGAGACGUUUUUGAAGGAGAAUAACAUCUUGGACCCGGCCAAGAUCUAUGCGGAUAUCUAUCUCGAGGGCUCAGACCAGCACAGAGGCUGGUUCCAAUCGUCGUUACUCACUAGAAUCGCGGCUGGGAGCACGCUUCCUCCAUACAAGCAGAUUGUGACCCAUGGGUUUACGGUCGACGGAAAAGGGGCAAAGAUGUCGAAAUCGUUGGGGAAUAUCAUCACACCUGAGACGAUCAUCCACGGGGGCCACACCAAAUCUCAUGGCCAUAUCAAGGCAAUUGGGGUAGACGGGUUGCGUUUGAUGAUCGCCAACUCAGACUACACCCGCGAUAUGGUGAUCAACCUGUUUGGCUUGAAGCACGCGGGCGAGAGUUUGCGCAAGUACCGCUUCACGUUAAAGUUCUUGCUCGGUAACUUGAACGGCUUCCGGGUUGAGGACAUGGUGGAUGUGACGCAGCUUCUGCCGUUGGACCGCUACGUGAUGUCGAAACUCCAUACGCUCCAGACGACAUGUGCACUGUUGUACGACGAGCACGACUUUUCCAAGGUCCAGCAGGAAAUGACCCGUCAUAUGGCCCAGGACUUGAGUGCCACCUACUUUGAUAUCAUCAAGGAUACAAUGUAUCUGGAAGACCCAGUUUCUGUACAGAGACGAGCCAUCCAGACGACGCUCGUACACAUCUACAAGACAUACGUAUCGUUGUUGUCACCAAUCAUGCCCGCUCUCACGCACGAGUGUUGGCAACACUCUCCGGUGCAUGUCACUCAAGGUGCCAGAUCACCGUUCAUGCUCAAUAAUUGGGCGCAGUUUGCGGUGCCAGAGACGUAUAAAGACGCUGACAUCGAGCACAGAUUCGAUUCCGUCGUAUGGAAGGUCAGAAAAGAGGUCAAUCGCUUAAGCGAGCUUGGUAGAAAGAAAAACGAUGGGGUGGUACAGCAUUCGCAGAAGUGCGAUCUCCAUGUGAUGACCGCUACUCCGGAAUUACUCGACGGCACUACCGCCGCUUACUUCGGUGUCGCCAAGGUCUAUGUCAAUCAGCGGGCAGUGACUGGUGAAUACUCCAGCGAGCUUUUGUUGGACGGAGGAAAGAUGGAGGUCAGUCUUGUUCCGUCCACUAUGCACAGCUGCCCGAGAUGCUGGAACUACACCGCCGAGAAGGAGGAUCAUUUGUGUGGGAGAUGCGAAGGGGUGUUGAGGCUUAGCCAGUAGGUAAUGGGUAGCCAUCGAGGUGACAUGUAUAUAGUAAUGAAUAAUUGAAGACAAGCAUAGAUAGGAUACC
Molecule: messenger RNA, 3015 nt
Organism: Babjeviella inositovora NRRL Y-12698
Lineage: Eukaryota; Fungi; Ascomycota; Pichiomycetes; Serinales
Product: isoleucine--tRNA ligase
Exons: 1
Coding region: 30-2945 (971 amino acids)
Biological process (GO): isoleucyl-tRNA aminoacylation
Cellular component (GO): cytosol
Molecular function (GO): tRNA binding; aminoacyl-tRNA deacylase activity; ATP binding
Source: RefSeq, a predicted model, not a curated record